Molecule: messenger RNA, 623 nt
Organism: Eurytemora carolleeae
Lineage: Eukaryota; Metazoa; Arthropoda; Copepoda; Calanoida; Temoridae
Product: glutamate-gated chloride channel subunit beta
Exons: 6
Coding region: 21-623 (200 amino acids)
Biological process (GO): monoatomic ion transmembrane transport
Cellular component (GO): membrane
Molecular function (GO): transmembrane signaling receptor activity; monoatomic ion channel activity
Source: RefSeq, a predicted model, not a curated record
CUGAGGCUGGGGUUAGCAUCAUGAUAGUUCUGAAGAGACGAAUAAUGAAUGAGAUUUUGACAACGUAUCUACCAUCAGUUCUUAUUCUAAUAAUAGUUUAUGUAACCAACUACUUUAAACCAUUCUUCUUUGAAGCAGUUGUGACAGUUAAUCUGACAUCUUUACUGGUUCUAACAACUUUGUUUAUUAGCGUCUCAGAUACCUUACCACCAACGGCAUAUGUUAAACUAAUUGAUAUUUGGCUAAUAUUCUCUCAAGUGAUACCAUUUUUUGAGGUUUUGCUUCAUACCUUCAUUGACAGUAAAAGAAAGGAUGGUCAGGACAGAGAAAUUAACCAUCAUGGAAAGAUGAUAAAAGUUGGUACAGAAUCCACAAAUAAUGAUUCCAAUGUCCUGUUUGUUCGGGAAAAAAACUUCUUUGAACUUGAUGGUAAGAUCCCUGAGAGAAUCCCCUUUGACCCUGAGUUAAUUGCAAGAAAUGAAAAGGAAGAACUAGAGGCCAGACAAAAAUUCUACAAUAAGGUUGAUAUUGACAUCUACUGGAUUCUAUUUGGUGAAAUAACAGGGGAGGCAGGGCCCCGCCUGGAACUCCCAGGGGGGCAAAAGGACUACUGUCCCCCCUAG